Eimeria mitis is the source of this 486-nucleotide messenger RNA. RefSeq lists its product as uncharacterized. The record is from RefSeq and is a predicted model, not a curated record. The transcript is spliced from 2 exons. Lineage: Eukaryota; Apicomplexa; Conoidasida; Eucoccidiorida; Eimeriidae. Bases 1 to 486 code for a protein of 161 amino acids.
AUGCCCAAGAAGAAGCAGCGGCGCUGCAGGGAGGAGAAACCGACAGCAGCAGCAGCAGCAACAGCAGCAACAGCAACAGCAGCAGCAGCAGCAGCAGUGCAUGCAUGCAGGCGUAUAGCAGCUGUUGCUGUGCUGCGGGAGAUAUGUUUGGGGCUGGCUAGGUUAUUUCCUGCUGAGGUAUUUGCAUGCGCUGGCAGCGAGCUGCUGCAGCAGCAGCAGCAGCAGCAGCAGCAGCAGCAGGUGCUGCAGCAGCUUGCUGCUGCCCUUUGGGGAGCGCUGCAGGCUCUAACGAGUUUGCUGCAGCAGCAGCAGCAGCAACAAAUGCUGCUGCUGCAGCAGCAACAGCAGCAAGAGCUCAUCCUCAGUGCUGCUGCUGCUACCAGCAGCUCGCUGCGGCACCAGCAGCCAGCAGCAGCAGCAGCAGCAACAGCAGCAGCAGCAGCAGCAGCAGCAGCAGCUAUCGAAGUCACACUAUUGCAGCAGUGA